Penicillium cosmopolitanum is the source of this 1623-nucleotide messenger RNA. RefSeq names its product caspase family protein. Gene Ontology annotation, molecular function: cysteine-type endopeptidase activity. The transcript is spliced from 5 exons. The coding region runs from base 1 to 1623 and encodes 540 amino acids. NCBI's taxonomy places the organism in Eukaryota, Fungi, Ascomycota, Eurotiomycetes, Eurotiales, Aspergillaceae. Gene Ontology annotation, biological process: proteolysis. The record is from RefSeq and is a predicted model, not a curated record.
AUGGUCUCGGCUGACGUGUCACUCUCAUCUCUCUCAUGUGGUAUCAAAGUCAAGGACCGCCCCCUCCAGGCCCUCCGCCGCCCUGGAGCUAUCAACAACCUCCUCCUUCGCAAUGGUCCCCGCAUCCCCCGCCUCAGCCCUACGGUGGUGGUCCGUACCAAGGACAUCAGCGUCCUCAUUCUUACUCUAACCCGCCUCCCCCUGUCCCAGGGGCCUAUCCUCCAGGGCCAUACGCUCAUCACACUCCGUCCCCUCAGCCCUAUGGACACAGUCCCUCACCACAGCCCCCUCAGCCUUAUGGUCACGCUCCCUCACCGCAGCCUCCUCGGCCCUAUGGACACCAAUCCUAUCCAUCACAGCCUCAUCUCGCUAUACACCAACCUGGUGCCCCCCCGCGCAAACUCGCCGAACUUGCCGCCUCCGCCGCCGCAGACCCUGCAGCAUUUCGGCCACGGGGCACCAUCUAACUACCAGUUCCAGUACUCCGCAUGUACCGGUCGCCGCCGGGCGCUACUGAUCGGCAUUAACUACUUCGGGCAGCCAAACGCGCUCAAGGGCUGCAUCAACGAUGUCAGCAACAUGUCGACGUUCCUGCACGAGCGCUUUGGCUACCGCCGAGAAGAUAUGGUCAUCCUCACCGACGACCAGAAGAAUCCAAUGAGUCUCCCGACCAAGGCGAACAUCCUCCGGGCCAUGCAGUGGCUCGUCCGCGACGCCCAGCCCCACGACUCCCUCUUCAUCCACUUCUCCGGUCACGGUGGUCGCACUCCCGACUUGGAUGGCGACGAGGACGAUGGCUUCGAUGACGUGAUCUACCCACUUGACUACCGUACCACGGGGCACAUCGUUGACGAUGAUAUGCACGCCAUCAUGGUGCGACCGCUGCGUCCAGGUGUGCGUCUCACGGCGAUCUUCGACUCAUGCCAUUCCGGUACUGCUCUGGACCUGCCAUAUGUUUAUUCGACCCAGGGUAUCCUGAAGGAGCCCAAUCUGGCCAAGGAAGCUGCCCAGGAUCUAUUCAGCGCCAUCGGCUCGUAUGGACAGGGUGAUCUAUCCAGUGUUGCAUCCACAGCGAUCAACUUCUUCAAAAAGGCCGCGAAUGGAGGACAAGCACGUGAGCGCACUCUUCAAACGAAGACUUCACCCGCCGACGUGGUGAUGUUUUCCGGAUCCAAGGAUACGCAGACUUCGGCGGAUACCUUCCAAGACGGCCAGGCGCGAGGCGCCUUGAGCUGGGCAUUCAUUAAAUCGCUAAAGCAGUGGCCGCAGCAGAAUUAUUUGCAGCUGCUUAAUACGAUCCGGGCGGAGCUAGAGGGCAAAUAUACGCAAAAGCCGCAGCUGAGCUGCAGCCAUCCCCUUGGCGCCCGGCCCCAUCCCAUCUUCCCCACCACGAACACUGGGACUGGGAGACUGGAAGUUCAGCGCUCGGAGGAUCCCAAGACAUCGGCAUUGAAGGGCCAAGAGGGGGCCACCAGACAUACACCCCCUGGUGAUCCUAUGGUACCUACCCGUGAUCCGUCCUGUACUCAAUGGGAAGAGCUCUGGAUACGAGUAAUCCUCACAUCCGGGCCGUUCAAUCUCCCACGCGCGAAUUUAAACUCCACUCAACAGCUCAACCCUUAA